Molecule: messenger RNA, 1694 nt
Organism: Stereum hirsutum FP-91666 SS1
Lineage: Eukaryota; Fungi; Basidiomycota; Agaricomycetes; Russulales; Stereaceae
Product: tetraspanin
Exons: 7
Coding region: 359-1039 (226 amino acids)
Source: RefSeq, a predicted model, not a curated record
UUUCGUCCUCUCUUUUCUUCUUCAUCCACCCAGGUGGUCCUUUCUUCUUCGUGCUUGCUCACCGGCUCGUUCAUUUUUUGUUCUGUUCAUUUUCUACAGUGCGAGCCACGUAGACGUUGACCGUCCUUUCUCCUUCACACUCUCUAUUCCACCCCGUCUUUUCAAUCCACUUUCCGAUCAUCCACUUCGACCCUCUCUGGAAGAGUAAUACCCGCACCACGUACGCCCACACGCACGCUCAAUCGAGAGUCGUUCAGUCCCAGUCGAGCUCUUCACGCUAGCCUCACUCCGACUCAAUACCCGACUCGAGACCCAACACUAACUCCAAGCACGAAAAGAGAACAACCAAGCAGAAACGAUGCUCGGCUCAAAGUACCUCGCAGGCACCUACGCCUUCUUCUCGCUCUGUCUCCUCGCCUCGGGCGUCAUCGCCGUCGUCUUCUCACAGGUCUUCCAUAAGACGGAUGUAUUGCUCAAUAUGGUCUUCAGCUCGUCUGCGCUUACCGGCGGCCUCGUUCUCGGCGUCGGCCUCCUCAUCACCUGGCUCCUCUCCGUCUUCGCCAUCGUCCAGCGCAACCACGUCACCAUCGGCCUCGUCUGCCUCAACUGGGUCCUCAUCAUCGACGCCUGCAUCGUCUUCGUCGUCGGCACCGCUAUCUGGUUCUGGUCGCUCAGGCAGAGGAACGAGUUUCAUACGGUUUAUGAGCAGUUGCCGGCCGCUUCGAGGAUAUAUAUUCAGGAUAAGUUCUCCUGCUGCGGCUACUUCGCGGCGAACGACACGCUCGAGGUCGGCGGGACGUUCUGCACCUCGCAGGAUUUCGCGAACUCGCUCCCGACGAACAACACGGCGAAUUUCUGUGUGACGCCUGUUACGACGUUCACGGACUAUGCGCUUGAGAAUACGUUUACCUCCAUCUACGGCUUCAUGGCGGUCGUCAUCCUCCUCUUCAUGGCCUCGCUUUGUGUCAUCAAGGAGAGGAACGAGAUCGAGCGGUUCAAGAAGAUCGACGCGAAGCGUGGGGGCAGGGGCUUCGUUUAAGCGAGGAUACACAGUUUUGUAUUCUGUCGUUACUGCUUAGUCCGAUCGUCCUCGGUGCAUUUAUGGAAGUUAGAGCCCUUAGAACGCAAUUCUUGUCCCCUCGUCCUCCUGUCGUCCUCGUCCGUCAGUUAUUUAAGCGUUCUCAAGUCCAUUAAUUCAUCCCUUCGUAGUGCGUAUGUACAGCCUAACCCCUGUCUGUAUCUGUGUCCAUGCCGUCCUUUCGUUCUUGUGCAUUCGAAGUACCUACUCACUCAUUUACCUGCCUGCUGUGGUAGAGUACUUGCUUGGGACUCUGCUUUUUGUUCUUUCAUUCUUCUUUCGAUACACCGUCUUUGUCUUCGGUUUGGGCCUGUUUGUUCGUUUGUUCGUUUGUGUCUUUACCAUCGUCGCCGCUCCACUCCAUUUGCUCCGUUUUCGUCUUUGUCUGGUCUUGGUCUUGGUCUUUGGAUUUUACUUUCUUGUUUCGUCGCUGAGAGUGGAAUUGUGAGUGUGGGUGUGUCGAUUACAGUAAAUAACUGGUUGGGUGUUGAGUGUUGGGUAUUUACUCCUUCUGUCCGUUCUUUGCUUUGCAUUUGAAUUGUGGAAUCGGAAUUGGAAUUGGAAUCGUGUAUGAUGGGUUACAGUUGGAGGGGGUAUUUUUGAAGAUAGAGAGUGC